GCUUCGUUCACUUUCCCACCACCGGAAAGCUGCCGUCAGGCACUUCCGGCUUCCGGGACGUACGCUGUCGCAAAGCGGAAGUGCGAGGGUCAGCGGGCGCCGGCGCCCGGAAGGUCAACUUGUGAAGGAGGUGGUGGUAACGCGGGUCUCCCCACUAUUACAGAGGAAAAACGGCCGAGCACGCGAUCUCGGCCUGAGACGGCGGGGAGAAGUAGACGGGCAGUUUGCUGCGACACCAUGGAGGGCGGCGGCGGAAGCGGCAACAAAACCACAGGGGGGUUGGCCGGCUUUUUCGGAGCCGGUGGAGCAGGCUACUCGCACGCGGAUUUGGCCGGAGUCCCGCUAACUGGUAUGAACCCUCUGUCUCCUUAUUUAAAUGUGGAUCCACGGUAUCUCGUGCAGGAUACAGAUGAGUUUAUUUUACCAACUGGAGCUAAUAAAACCCGGGGCAGAUUUGAACUGGCCUUCUUUACCAUUGGAGGAUGUUGUAUGACAGGGGCUGCGUUUGGGGCAAUGAAUGGUCUACGGCUAGGACUGAAGGAAACCCAGAACAUGGCCUGGUCCAAACCAAGAAAUGUACAGAUCUUGAAUAUGGUGACCAGGCAAGGGGCACUUUGGGCUAAUACUCUAGGUUCUCUGGCUUUGCUCUAUAGUGCAUUUGGUGUCAUCAUUGAAAAAACACGAGGUGCAGAAGAUGACCUCAACACAGUAGCAGCUGGAACCAUGACAGGCAUGUUGUAUAAAUGUACAGGUGGUCUUCGAGGGGUGGCACGAGGCGGCCUGGCAGGACUAACCCUUACGGGCCUCUACGCGCUAUAUAACAACUGGGAGCACAUGAGAGGCUCCUUGCUCCAACAGUCUCUCUGAAGAUUACUAGCUGGUGAAUGGAGGACACUUUAGUAGUCAUCCAGAUCAAUUUAUGUCAGUCUGGAGUCAUUUACUCUUUUACCUGCAACUAGUUUGAAAAAGGAGAUUUCCAGUUUGCUGUGAUGAAGAUCAUGGAUGGUUGACCAGGACUGGCACUCCUUCCAGCCAUUAAUGAGUUGAAGCCAAAACCCUUUGGUGGCUGAGUAAUGUGGCUCUCUUCUCCUUUAAAGAAGAUCUUGCACCUGUUUUUUCUCCUACCCCCUGAACUGGAAAACCACUUACUCCCAGAAUUCAGGUCAUGCUUGUCAAUGCUGUAUCACCACAUUUAUUCAUUUAAUAAUCCAAGACUGUAAUACUGCCCUGUAUUCCCAAUAAAGGGUAAAAACAGAACCAAAGUCAUAACUCCAA
Molecule: messenger RNA, 1275 nt
Organism: Aethalodelphis obliquidens (Pacific white-sided dolphin)
Lineage: Eukaryota; Metazoa; Chordata; Mammalia; Artiodactyla; Delphinidae
Gene: TIMM23
Product: translocase of inner mitochondrial membrane 23
Exons: 7
Coding region: 238-867 (209 amino acids)
Biological process (GO): protein import into mitochondrial matrix
Cellular component (GO): TIM23 mitochondrial import inner membrane translocase complex
Molecular function (GO): transmembrane protein transporter activity
Source: RefSeq, a predicted model, not a curated record